AUGGACAGACGUACACCCUACACGCUGAGCGUGCUCGCUCCCAGCACUGACGGCGCCGAUGAAUCUCGCACACAAAUUCAAUCCAAGCUUAGGGAGUUUGUUCUAGAGUUCCAGCUGGACAAUGCCUUCAUCUACCGGGAUCAAUUACGCCAAAAUGUUCUCGUCAAACAUUAUUACUGCGACAUCGAUAUUGCCCACCUGAUUUCCUACAACGAAGAGUUGGCCCACAAGCUCACCACCGAACCUGCAGAUAUUAUCCCUCUGUUUGAGGCAGCUCUGCAGCAAUGUACUCAGCGAAUUGUCUAUCCCUCGCAACGAGAUAUCGUGCUUCCAACCCACCAACUUCUGCUCCACUCUUCAGCCACUCACAUCUCCAUUCGCGACCUGAAUGCAACGAAUAUCUCCCACCUUGUCCGUAUCCCAGGUAUCGUAAUCGGUGCCUCAACAAUAUCCUCCAAAGCAACGACCGUCCACAUUCGCUGCAAAUCUUGCGAUCACGCUGAGAAUAUCCGGGUCGAGGGUGGUUUCUCCGGCCUUACACUUCCAAGGCGGUGCGGUCGUGAGCGCCAACCCGGUGAAGAGCCCGACACCCAGUGCCCCCUUGACCCAUACGUUGUUGCCCACGAAAAGUCCCAGUUUGUGGAUCAGCAAGUGCUCAAGCUCCAAGAAGCCCCGGAUCAAGUUCCAGUAGGUGAACUGCCACGUCAUGUGCUUAUAUCCGCCGAUCGAUAUCUUGCCAACAGGGUUGUACCCGGCUCCCGCUGCACGGUGAUGGGUAUCUUCUCCAUCUAUCAAAAGGGAGGGAAGAAGGACGGUGCUGUAGCCAUUCGAAACCCCUAUCUGCGCGCGGUCGGUAUCACAACAGAUCUCGACCAUACCGCUAAGGGAAGUUAUAUCUUUUCAGAAGAAGAGGAGCAGGAGUUCCUUGAGCUUAGCCGACGCCCCGACCUAUACGAAGCUCUUGCGAGAAGCAUUGCCCCCUCAAUAUACGGAAACCUGGACAUCAAGAAGGCUAUCGUAUGUCUGCUCAUGGGAGGGUCAAAGAAGAUUCUUCCCGACGGCAUGAAGCUUCGUGGAGAUAUCAACGUUCUUCUCCUUGGUGACCCUGGUACUGCCAAAUCUCAACUGCUGAAGUUCACGGAAAAAGUUUCACCAAUCGCCAUCUACACCUCCGGUAAGGGUUCGUCCGCUGCUGGUCUUACGGCAUCCGUGCAACGGGACCCGGCCACACGUGAAUUCUAUCUGGAGGGAGGUGCCAUGGUUCUUGCAGACGGUGGUGUUGUCUGCAUCGAUGAGUUCGACAAGAUGCGAGAUGAAGACCGAGUAGCCAUUCACGAAGCCAUGGAACAGCAGACGAUCUCCAUCGCCAAAGCCGGUAUCACCACCAUCCUCAACUCUAGGACAUCUGUCUUAGCUGCAGCCAACCCCAUCUUCGGCCGAUACGACGACCUCAAGACUCCCGGUGAAAAUAUCGACUUCCAAACCACCAUUCUCUCCCGUUUCGAUAUGAUUUUCGUCGUCCGCGACGAUCAUGAACGCAGCCGGGAUGAGAACAUCGCCCGUCACGUCAUGGGAGUGCACAUGGGUGGCCGAGGCAUGGAGGAGCAGGUCGAGGCAGAGAUUCCCCUAGAGAAAAUGAAACGAUACAUUAGCUACUGUCGCAGCCGCUGCGCACCCCGUCUUUCACCCGAAGCGGCAGAAAAACUCUCGUCUCAUUUCGUUUCGAUCCGAAAGCAGGUCCACCGCGCCGAGCUCGACGCCAACGCCCGCUCCUCUAUCCCCAUAACUGUUCGUCAACUGGAAGCCAUUGUCCGUAUCACCGAGUCGCUGGCCAAGCUAAGUCUGCAGCCUAUAGCAACUGAAGCCCACGUUGAUGAAGCUAUUCGCCUCUUCCUCGCAUCAACAAUGGACGCCAUCACACAGGGUGAGGGCCAGGGCAGCAGAGAGAUGAUGGAGGAGGUUUCUAAGAUCGAAGACGAACUGAAGCGCCGUCUUCCUAUCGGAUGGAGCACCAGUCUUGCAACUCUGCGCCGCGAGUUUGUCGACGGCAGAGGAUACACCGAGCAAGCGCUGAACAGGGCGGUGAUUGUGUUGCAGCGCAGGGGGACGAUUCAGAUUCGAUCUGGAGGGUCACAGCAUCGGAACGAUACUUUGGUUUACGCACAGCGGGGUUAA
Molecule: messenger RNA, 2175 nt
Organism: Aspergillus nidulans FGSC A4
Lineage: Eukaryota; Fungi; Ascomycota; Eurotiomycetes; Eurotiales; Aspergillaceae
Product: MCM DNA helicase complex subunit MCM5
Exons: 4
Coding region: 1-2175 (724 amino acids)
Biological process (GO): DNA replication; premeiotic DNA replication; DNA replication initiation
Cellular component (GO): MCM complex; nuclear pre-replicative complex; DNA replication preinitiation complex
Molecular function (GO): helicase activity; DNA replication origin binding; ATP hydrolysis activity
Source: RefSeq, a predicted model, not a curated record